Equus quagga is the source of this 3201-nucleotide messenger RNA. RefSeq names its product ankyrin repeat domain 66 (gene ANKRD66). Gene Ontology annotation, molecular function: protein binding. The transcript has 4 exons. The coding region runs from base 1628 to 2314 and encodes 228 amino acids. The record is from RefSeq and is a predicted model, not a curated record. Lineage: Eukaryota; Metazoa; Chordata; Mammalia; Perissodactyla; Equidae.
ACUCGGGCUCCCAGUUUGGUGAGGAGCCCCAGAGAACCCACAGCUGCCUUGGAGGCACUGCCUCUGGAAUUGGGAGUUCCGUUCUAGAGCCAGGGGAGGGUUCCAAGUCACACAGGGUUCCCCUUGUGAGAUCUCAAUUCCACCAAGGCUCUGGGAACCUUUUCCAAUAACCUAGAAGUGCCCUGGUUCUCUAAAACCUGCUCUACCCAAAAGCUUCCCCACUCAGCCUUCAGGAGCCACAUGUCAAGGUGAGACUGCGGGUCUGCCUAUGCCAGGACACUUGACCCCCGAGGUCCCAGGAAGCUUUGAGCUGACCCAGGUUUGGGUAUAGGUCUACAGGGCCCUGUUGCUGGCCAGUGCCAGGAUGGCUGCAGAGAAGGCUCCCCGGCUUACAGCUGAUCUGAUCGUGAUCCCGGAUUUCCCAUUCUCUAACCGUCUAUCAGGACUCAUCAUGAAGGAAGAGGCAGGGAAGAGACUUGUCAGGUUGAAUGCCACCCUUGCGAUGAUACAGUUUUGUGGGUCAGAACUUAGAAAUGUCACUUCCUAUUUUUCUUCAACUUUAAUAGGAGCAUUGCAACCUGUGGGUAUGCUAUUCAUCUUAUUAUACAUUCUUGGUGGCAUUUAUUUGUCAAGUAUUCCUGAUACUCAUUCCCGGGUUUGAAUAGGGUUUGUAGACAUGCUAGGAACAUUAUAUUCUCUUAUAUGGCUUUCUCUCUUCCACUAGCAAAUAGGACAUCUCCAGCCCAUACUUAGCCUUUACCUGCAUAACCACAUUUUCUAUGUAUUCAUUUAGUAAGACUAUAAAGAAUCAUCUACUAUUUUAAUCUUUUAUUUAAUAAACUAUUUCUAAUAAUUUUAAAAAUAUUUAUGCAUUCAUUUUUGAGCAUUUAGAACAAGUGGGACAUUGGGCUCAACACUGGGACUACAGAGAUAAAUAAAACAGUGUCCCUGUCCUCAAGUUUCUGCCAGUCCAAUGACAGCUUUCCAAUGAUUGUCAAACAUUAGGCGAUAUAAAACAUGUUCUGAAAUUCUCACCCUGGCCCAAUAAAAAGUGCACGAUAUAAAUGUCUCUUGGGUGAUCAUUUGCUCCUCGUGUAAGAUGUCACUUGUUUUCAAUCUAUGGAAAAAGUAAUGGGAAAAAUAAACUUAAUUUUAACUAGGUCCCAAGCUCCUUGAACUUGCCUCCAAGCUCUUUGUUUUUAGUCACCAGUGUAUCACCGAUGCCUCAGCUUCCUGCCAAGUGUUGUAGAAUGAAGGCCCCUGUGAGAUAUCACUCCAUUUCCUAUGCAAAUGCAGGAAGAUGAUACAGUUCCUCUCCUACUGAUACAUUCGUUUCCCCAGCUACAAAGUAGGGUGAGAUUUAUCUCUAAGGUGAUCGAUUGUGAAAAGUCUUUCGUAAAUGCUGUAGUAAGAAGGCACCCAUCAAGCCUGAACAACUAGAUCCAGUGUGACCACAUUACCCAGGUGCACAGGGAUGCGGAGACAGACGGUAUGACACCAUGCAGAAGCCACCUACACUGCUCACCUGAGGAGACUGGAUAGAGAAGUUCUCGCAUCACAACUCUCAGGCAUUGGCAGGAAUUCACAAAGCUCCAGAAGCAAUCUCUCCACAGAAAAGGUCCUAGAGAUGGCUGUCCCACUCUGGCCACCCCUCGUGGACGUGUCUGAGCCGUCCUCUCCUCUCCUUCCCUCCCUCCACAAGUUGUUUUUUCUCAUGGAACUAACACUGACCAAAAUGUCGGACAUGACAAAGCUCCACCAAGCUGUGGCUGCGGGGAAUUACAGUUUAGUGAAAAAGAUUUUGAAGAAAGGUCUCUGUGACCCAAACUACAAGGACGUGGACUGGAAUGACCGAACCCCACUUCACUGGGCUGCAAUCAACGGGCAUAUGGAGGUGAUGCAGAUUCUCAUAGAACACGGAGCCAGGCCCUGCCUGGUAACUGAUGUGGGCUGGACCCCGGCUCACUUUGCAGCUGAGUCAGGACAUCUGAAUGUGCUCAAAAUUCUCCACGCGUUGCAUGCCGCCAUCGAUGCCCCUGAUUUCUUUGGAGACACACCAAAGAGGAUCGCAGAGAUCUAUGGGCAGAAAGCCUGUGUGGCAUUCCUGGAGAAGGCCGAGCCGGAGUGCCGGGACCACCGCCGCAUCGCCAGGCAGCAGGGGCUGCCGCUGGACCAGAGGGACGAAGACUGGGACGCCAAGAAAAGGGAGCUGGAGCUGUCUCUUCCUUCCUCCAAUCAAAACACUAAUAAGAAAAAGAAUAAGAAAAGUCAAGGCCCCACCAGGCUCAGCAAUACCAAGGGGAGAAGAUGGUGAGGAGGCCGGCGCCUGAGCGACUGGAACCUACAUUUUCCGAUGGGAGACUUUCCCUGGCGCCAGACUGGAAAGUGUUAGGCGCGUGUUGUCUUUAUGUGAUUUCACUUGUAGGCCAUUACCCUCACGGCUUCCCCGAGAGCUCAUGACCUGUCAUUCAAUCUGGAAGUCUGGCCUGGGUGAUCUCUACACGGGCUGUUGCCUCCUUGCUAAUACCUGCUGCCCAUGAGAAUUACCAGGAGGGAAUAAAUAUCAGCUGCUUGCAUUUUGUCAUCAGCGAUUUGCACUCUGAGUGCCUCCUAACCCCCUAGGCGCAAUUAUGGAAUUUCAGGGGGCUAAGAAAGAGGUCCUCCUAAGAAAACUUGAUUGUUUCAACGAAAAAAAAAGAAAAGUAACAACAAAAUCUCGAAAAUCUCCAACACACUUGGUUCAGUUAAUCUAUGAAAUAAAAUUGUUUGUUGUCACAUAGACCAAGCAAAGAGGAGAACAAAUGUAUCUCCCAGUUUCUAGCCAUUUUUUCCUUUGUGGGGUAGGGACCCACAAUCUCAGGGCCGCCAUUUUACCCAUGAUCACUUCUGCAUAGAAGGAAGAAUCUGGGCAAUAGACCAGCUCAGGGAGAAUUAACUGGAAGCCCUGACAUGAAUUAAUUUAAUCCCACACAACUAAUGAGAGACAGCGUAAAAUAAUGGAACAUGUGAUUACAGCUCUAAUUGUUCAACUGUAUAUUUUAGGAAAUCUAAAUCCAGAUCAGGUAUUUCCAAUGAAAAUGUUGAUGUGUGCUGUAAGACAUAUUGAAUUUUGAAGAUUUAGAACAAAAAAUGUAAAAAAGGUCGAAUAAUAUUUAAUAUUGAUUACAUGUUAAAAUGAUAAUAUUUUGGAUAUUGAGUGAA